Cordyceps militaris CM01 is the source of this 450-nucleotide messenger RNA. RefSeq lists its product as uncharacterized. The record is from RefSeq and is a predicted model, not a curated record. Bases 1 to 450 code for a protein of 149 amino acids. The transcript has 3 exons. Lineage: Eukaryota; Fungi; Ascomycota; Sordariomycetes; Hypocreales; Cordycipitaceae.
AUGGUCUUCGCGGCCCUGUUUCUCGCCGAAACCAUUACGCCGUUGCUGGUCUCAUUCGUCGAGGUCAUGGUGUCUGGCGGCAGCUGGCUGAAGAGCAGGGUGCGCCAGAGGAAGAGUGGCACAACCGUCAAGACGCGGAGCGAAGAAAUAGAGGCUUUUAGGAAGAGAAGCACAAUUCAAUACGACAAAGCUGGCAAACCAAGGGAAGAAAUGGCCAAAUUCGACUUUCUCCGAUCCGUCGGCGCCACGAAAGAGGCCGUCGCCGUCCUCAACGACCAGCCGUUUCUCUUCACCAACCUCAUCGUCGUCCUCGUCGGCCUCGGCGUCCAGGCCGCCCUGCUGUGGUACAUUCACUACGCCACGCUCAAGCCGGGGCAGAAGAAGAAGAAGGAGAAAAGGGUCGGCGCGGCCGCGCCUGCUGGGAGGGGAGGAGACAAUGCGAGGAAGUAG